Molecule: messenger RNA, 1833 nt
Organism: Fonsecaea pedrosoi CBS 271.37
Lineage: Eukaryota; Fungi; Ascomycota; Eurotiomycetes; Chaetothyriales; Herpotrichiellaceae
Exons: 2
Coding region: 1-1833 (610 amino acids)
Source: RefSeq, a predicted model, not a curated record
AUGGACAGAGAAGAUAUCGACGCGACCCCAAGGGUUCUGAGAGUGAGAAAUCCGGAGUCGCAGGAGAAAGCAGAGGAUGUGGAUGGCUUAUCACAGUUUGACGAUGACAAGGCUGCGAAGUUCUCCCUGAGGUCAAUUUCGGCUUCACUGUCUUCGAUCUGGGCCAGGAGGAAAGCCAGUACCAGCACCUCCUGUUCUCAGUCCGAGUCCAGCCAAGACCAAAGUUGGUCUGUCGCACCCGAUCUGAAUUUGGACCUGGACGACAGUCUACCUUCACGCAGCUGUGUCUCCUUCUCAACCUUUACUACCCGCAAAUCUUCCUCUCGAGCGCUCAAGAAGAAGAGGCUGAGCUCCGAGAAGGACAUCAAGUCCUCAUUGUACAGCUUUGCAUCUUUCUCCACCGAUCAUUCCUCAAGACACUCAAGAAGGCCCCGUCACGAUCCAGCGAAGAGGCAGCCAUACGCCGUCGGACAGACAAUCUCAUCAACCAUGGCGUCAAAUCUUCCCAACGGGGUCUACAUGAAUGGUUUCGCAACUGACGAGGAGAGACGAGCUAUGGCACCGAAUAAUCACGUCAAUGCCCAUGCUGUUCAAGCACCCACCUUUCAAGACAUCUUACAUCUCCGUGACGCUCUCGCAGACGAGGCUUUUGAAACACCGUCUUUCCGGACUCCUGCUUACCAACAUGGGCCAGUAGUCAACGGGGAGACAGUACCGUCCGCUCCACCUCCCACUCUUGCCAGCGCAAUUCACACCCAAGAGUCUGUUGAUACCCCCAUCAACCAUGAUCAUAUCCGGCCUCAGUCCGAUGUCGGUCAUUUUCGCGACAACUACGCCAACUUUGGAGGGAGCUACCAUCGCAAUCCUCUACAGCAUCCACCGCCUGCACGCAACAUUCGAAUUGCCCCAUUGCCAGCCAUCGCGGCACUAAAAGUAGAGACUUUUGCAUUCAAUGUCUUGGAAACAGGUGCAAAAUCAACCAUGGCCACAUAUGUCACAUUCGAUCUUACCGCCGUCAAACAGAACAACAUCGAGACGCAAGGGCGUGGCCUCCAAACUCAAGACCGGUCUUAUCUCCUCAUGGAAAAUAACGAAGGUUCCUUGAUUGAUCUUCAAAUCCAGACCAAUGUCAACGGUCCUGCCAGCAAGCUCUUUGAGGUCGGGGUUGAAAAGAUUCACAAGCUGUGUCACAAAGACCGCUGGAGUGUUUUACUCAAGCUCGGUGCAAAAGAGAACACCCUGAGGUCCAGACUCUCCAGCUCCCUGCGAUCAGACACUCGAGCAACAUCAUCCCUUUCAUUGAUCGACCAAUUCCUGGCAAGCCUUAAGAUGGACGGCAAGAGAAGCGAAUCAGUCUCUGUUGAAGCAGUGAUCAAAUAUCGCCAUGCAUUUCUGCCGGAUGAUACGACUUUGGAGACUCGUGCCGUCUGCCACGUUGGCUCGCUCGCUUCCGCCUCGUCCAUGGACGCCAUUGAAGCCGGAGUGCUCGCAAGCUCCAUUGUUCAUGCCCUGGAUCCAGGGAUCAACACUGUCAAGCUGCUCUCGGUCGAGCGACCAGAACAACAGCACCAUCUGGAGCUGGGGGGGGCCCAGGCGCUGGCACUCAUCUACGACUUCCGACAUGCGUUGGGCCACGUCGUUUCCGAAUCGGUAACCUGGGACCUUGCGGUCCUAGAGACCUAUUACCGACAAGUCCAGGUAUUGGAGUUUGCGUCUCCGCAAACUUCAACGCCCCGAGAUACCCUUCGCCGCCGUGUGGCAACGGUGGCGAAGCGGUUCUCGCCGAGGAAGUCUGGUGGUGCUGGCCGUGGCGCCGAGGGGCGCGUGGAAUAG